AAACAAUGACAACAUAGGUGAUUUCGAAUAGUACCAAAAUGAGGAUUUUCAUCGCACUUUGCUUGGUGGCGGCCGCGGCUCAUUGUCAGGUCACUAAUGUGGACUGGAAUACCGUCAGUCCCAUCGAAGUCUUCCCGAGCAACUACAACUUAGAUCGUUUGGCCAAAACACUCGAGUAUGCAGAGCGUGCAAAUCCGUCGCGUAUCGUUGGGGGACAAGAAGCUACCCCAGGACAGUUCCCGUACCAAAUUGGCCUCCUUUCCACCAACGCCGCGGGUUCGACCGGAUUCUGCGGAGGUUCCAUCCUGAAUGAAGAGUGGAUUCUCACCGCGGCUCAUUGCGUCGACUCUGCCCAAUCGGUAGAAAUUAUUAUUGGCGCUCACAAUAUCAACGAGCCCGAAGAAGGGCAACUCAGAGUUGCAGCCCGAAAAAUCGUCGUUCACGAGAAUUGGGACGUCAUGACGAUCAGAAACGACCUGGCAGUGAUUCAGCUCGCUUUUCCUAUCGAAUUCUCCGAUCGUGUCCAACCGAUUCGUCUGCCACGUCGUUCACAGGUUGGCCAAACAUUCGCUGGUCAAACGGGAACCGUAUCCGGUUGGGGAAGAGAUUCCGAUUCGUCCAACAGCGUCAGUCCUGUUCUUCGCUGGACGCAGAAUCCCAUCACCACGAAUCUUGCGUGCAGCAUAUAUUACUUUUUCCAAAUCAAUAGCGCUCAAAUAUGCUUGUCUGGUGAGGGAGGCCGCUCUUCGUGCAACGGCGACUCUGGUGGUCCGUUGGUGGUCAUUGAAGAGGAUGGCAUCGCGACCCAAGUCGGUGCUGUAUCCUUCGGAAUUGCGCUUGGAUGCUCUGUUGGAUGGCCUGGUGUUUACGUUCGUCUUACCGACUACUUAGACUGGAUCGCGGACAACACGGAUGGUCACCCCAUCGUCAGAGAUUAAUCACCCACUAAUUAU
This is a messenger RNA of Diprion similis, 953 nucleotides long. Its product is annotated as brachyurin-like. Gene Ontology annotation, biological process: proteolysis. Lineage: Eukaryota; Metazoa; Arthropoda; Insecta; Hymenoptera; Diprionidae. The transcript is spliced from 6 exons. The coding region runs from base 39 to 938 and encodes 299 amino acids. The record is from RefSeq and is a predicted model, not a curated record. Gene Ontology annotation, molecular function: serine-type endopeptidase activity.